Messenger RNA from Spinacia oleracea (spinach), 1491 nucleotides. RefSeq lists its product as uncharacterized. The transcript has a single exon. NCBI's taxonomy places the organism in Eukaryota, Viridiplantae, Streptophyta, Magnoliopsida, Caryophyllales, Amaranthaceae. Bases 1 to 1491 code for a protein of 496 amino acids. Gene Ontology annotation, molecular function: nucleic acid binding; zinc ion binding. The record is from RefSeq and is a predicted model, not a curated record.
AUGGCUGACGAUCUAACGGAAAUUUACGGCCGCCUAGCGAUCAAUAAUGAUGAGGAGGAAGUUUUGGACUUGGGGAGUAUUGUUACGGAGGAAAACGACGAUAAAGUUGCACUAAUGCUUGUAGGGAGACUAUUAACAGACCGCCCUUUCAAUGUGGAUGCUUUUCAGCGAACGAUAAUACAAUCAUGGGCAAUGACGGGGAAGGCGGUUGUGCGUAGUAUUGGACCGAAUUUGUUUGCUUUUCAGUUCUUUCAUUGGCGUGACAAAGAGAAGGUUAUUCUCGGUGGACCCUGGUGUUUUGAUAACCAACUCCUGAUUUUGAGCGAGGUUACAGGGGAUGAACAACCAACGGAAGUAGCCCUGAAUUUCUCACCUUUCUGGGUGCGAAUCCGCAACCUCCCUUUCAACUGUCGAACAAAUGCUCACGUAAAGGCAGUUGCUGGCUGCCUAGGAGCGGUUUUGGAGGUGGAGGACGAUGAUGUUGGAAUUGAUAAGGACCGCAGAGUUCGGGUUUUGCUAGAUGUGCGGAAACCACUACGGCGGGAAAAGACUAUAAAGAACAAAAGAGGCAUGGAUGUGGUGGUGGAGUUUCGGUAUGAACGCCUACCUUUCUUUUGUUUUCUCUGCGGUAUUAUGGGACAUGGGGAACGAGAUUGUUCGGUGGUGACUGAAGAAGGCAGAGAAGAGGGAUACAAAUGGGGGGUAUGUCUAAGAGCGUCACCAAGAAAGGGUAGAACUCAACAGGUAGCGGAAGUGGAGUCUCUGAAGGCUGCAAAGAAAGUUUUAUUUGUGGCAAAGAAUAUGAUGGGGGAAAAGGGGAGUACGGAUAGUGAUGGGAAGGGCACAAAGAGUGUAAGGGAGGAGCAAGUGGAAGGAAUACAGAUUUCAAAGAAGAAUGCAAUGGUCAACAGGGAAGUGGACGAGGGGGAGAAGUCUAUAACCAAUCAUGUAGGCAGGGGGAGAGAGGAUACAAUAGUGGGGGUGAUAGCUGAGGGAGUGCAGGAACGGGGGUCCACAAACAAAAGUAGUACAGAGAAGGAUAGUGGGAGAAGGGGGGCGAAUGGAGAGGAGGUGCAAGAGGAGGUGCAAAGCGUAGAGGAAAGGGGGAGUGCAGUGAGCUCUAUGGCGUUCAACAUAGGCCAGCUGGGGAGCAAGAGAGGUAAAAUCCGAAAAAUGAAGAGAAUUGGGGAGGGGGGGAGUAUUGGUGGGGGUGGAGGUGUGAAGCAAGCCGCAGGGGGGCUGACAGGUGGGGAGAAUGAGAAAGAUGGAGGGAGGACGUGCAUUAAAAAAGUGGGUGGAGGGGAUACUACGGGAAACUAUUACCAUGGGGCAGGAGAGAAAAGGAAGGGGUGCAUGGAUGGGAAUGAUGUAGUGAUGAGUGAAAGAUGUGACGUAGAUAGAAACGUGAAGCUUGUUUUUUUGGGCUCCGAGUAUAAUGCAGGGAGUCAAGUAGCGGAGAUUGGCAGUGGCCAAUCCCGCGAAGGGCAAUGA